Messenger RNA from Physeter macrocephalus (sperm whale), 2564 nucleotides. RefSeq names its product SET and MYND domain containing 1 (gene SMYD1). The transcript is spliced from 10 exons. The coding region runs from base 66 to 1538 and encodes 490 amino acids. Gene Ontology annotation, molecular function: protein binding; histone H3K4 methyltransferase activity. Gene Ontology annotation, cellular component: nucleus. NCBI's taxonomy places the organism in Eukaryota, Metazoa, Chordata, Mammalia, Artiodactyla, Physeteridae. The record is from RefSeq and is a predicted model, not a curated record.
UAGCAGCGAGGACAAGGGACUUGGCUCAGUGUUAAAUAUCUGCUGAGCUGCCCGAAGGUUCUGAGAUGACGAUAGGGGGAAUGGAGAACGUGGAGGUCUUCACUUCUGAGGGCAAAGGCAGGGGUCUGAAGGCCACUAAGGAGUUCUGGGCUGCUGACGUCAUCUUUGCCGAGCGGGCUUAUUCCGCAGUGGUCUUUGACAGCCUUGUGAAUGUUGUGUGCCAUACCUGCUUCCAGAGGCAGGAGAAGCUCCAUCGCUGCGGGCAGUGCAAAUUUGCCCAUUACUGUGACCGCACCUGCCAGAAGGAUGCUUGGCUGAACCACAAGAACGAGUGUUCGGCCAUCAAGAGAUACGGGAAGGUGCCCAAUGAGAACAUCAGGCUGGCGGCGCGCGUCAUGUGGCGCGUGGAGAGAGAGGGCAGCGGGCUCACGGAGGGCUGCCUGGUCUCCGUGGACGACCUGCAGAACCACGUGGAGCACUUCGGGGAGGAGGCACGGAAAGAGCUGCGCGGGGACGUGGACACUUUCCUGCUGUACUGGCCGCCCCAGAGCCAGCAGUUCAGCAUGCAGUACAUCUCGCGGAUCUUCGGCGUGAUUAACUGCAAUGGUUUCACGCUCAGUGACCAGAGAGGCCUGCAGGCAGUGGGUGUGGGCAUCUUCCCCAACCUGGGCCUGGUGAACCAUGACUGUUGGCCCAACUGCACGGUCAUAUUUAACAACGGCAAUCAUGAGGCAGUGAAAUCCAUGUUUCACACCCAGAUGAGAAUUGAACUCCGGGCCCUGGGCAAGAUCUCAGAAGGAGAGGAGCUGACCGUGUCCUAUAUCGACUUCCUUAACGUCAGCGAAGAACGCAAGAAGCAGCUGAAGAGGCAGUACUACUUUGACUGCACGUGUGAGCACUGCCAGAGAGGGCUGAAGGACGAGCUCUUCUUGGGUGUGAAAGACGACCCGAAGCCCUCCCAGGAGGUGGUGAAGGAGAUGAUACAGUUCUCCAAGGAUACGCUGGAAAAAAUUGACAAGGCUCGCUCUGAGGGUUUGUACCACGAGGUUGUGAAAUUAUGCCGGAAGUGCCUGCAGAAGCAAGAGACAGUGUUUGCUGACACCAACAUCUACCUGCUGCGCAUGCUGAGCACCGUUUCCGAGGUCCUCUCCUACCUGCAGGCCUUUGAGGAGGCCUCACACUACGCCAGGAGGAUGGUGGAUGGCUACAUGAAGCUGUAUCACCCCAACAAUGCCCAGCUGGGCAUGGCCAUCAUGCGGGCAGGGCUGACCAACUGGCAUGCCGGCAACAUUGAGGUGGGGCACAGCAUGAUCUGCAAAGCCUACGCCAUUCUCCUGGUGACACACGGACCCUCCCACCCCAUCACCAAGGACUUAGAGGCCAUGCGGAUGCAGACGGAGAUGGAGCUGCGCAUGUUCCACCAGAACGAGUUCAUGUACCACAAGAUGCGCGAGGCCGCCCUGAACAACCAGCCCAUGCAGGUCAUGGCUGAACCCAGCAAUGAGCCGGCGCCGGCUCUGUUCCACAAGAAGCAAUGAGGACCUGCCUGGUGGGAGAGGGGCGCCGUGGCUGGAGAACUGGGGAGACAUUCUGGAGGUGGUGGGUUUCUGGGGAGACCCUUGAUGAGGAAAUCAGCAUAAAGCUCAGCCCUGUUGCUGCGGGAAUGUCCUACUCUUUUUUCCCAGUGUCAUUUCGGUUCGUUUCAACUCUGUUCAAUUCAAUUUAACCCUAUCCCAGACCAGUCCAACUCCUCCUACGAAUAUUUAUUGGGGUAAAUAUUUAUAGGGAUAAAGAAGCUCCAAAUGUAGCUGGAGAGGCAAAAUGUAAACAAUUAAAGCACAGUGUGAUAAUAAAUGCAAUGGUAAACUCUAUGGAGAGAGGGGGUACAGUGGAGGGCGUGUGUCUGGUGUAUGUGUAUGUGUGUGUGUGUAGUGGUGAGGGUGUCAUGGAGGAGAUGACAUCUGAGCUAAGGGUGGCAGGUACCUGGAGUCUCAGGUGGCCGCUCACCUAUCUGUGCAGGUGUCUCUGGAAUAUUCAGGGUUUGCUGACUGGGAUGUUGGGUGAUGUUCAGUUUCCUCGGGUGAGUGUGGAGUUAUGAAGAAGAGGCUGUCUUUGGGCCUUUUAGGUCCUACUCAGAGAACUGAAACUUCUUCAGAAGGGCACGUAUGCAGAAGGAGGGCUUUGCCCAAACCACUUGAGGCCUCAGUUUAAAGUCUGGGUUCCCAGCAUUAUUCUGAAACUACUUCUAGAACACAGAGAGGGAGUGUUUCCUUUCCACACCCUCCCUGCCAAGCCUUGUGAUUCCCGUGACGCGGGGCUACUUGGAUAAUAGCUGAGAUUUUUCUGGCCAUUGGCCUCCUAGGAUUGAAGAAGUCUCUUCAGGGUGAAGUUGAGGGAGAAACUUGGAAACCCACAUACCUGAUGAUCAUGGGUCCAGCGGAAUUGGCCUUUGCGUCUUUUAUUUUGUCACAUGUGCCUGGGUGGUCUUUACCAGCUUAGACUUCAUCACUGGCCCCCAGUAAAUCUCUAUUUUUUAGUAAUGAAUCAUUAUGACUUGCCUUGCU